Messenger RNA from Kuraishia capsulata CBS 1993, 678 nucleotides. RefSeq lists its product as uncharacterized. The record is from RefSeq and is a predicted model, not a curated record. NCBI's taxonomy places the organism in Eukaryota, Fungi, Ascomycota, Pichiomycetes, Pichiales, Pichiaceae. Gene Ontology annotation, molecular function: acyltransferase activity. Gene Ontology annotation, cellular component: endomembrane system. The transcript has a single exon. The coding region runs from base 1 to 678 and encodes 225 amino acids.
AUGACCGAAGCGAGCAGACUUGCCAACUCUGAGGUUAAGGCUUCCAUACCAAACUCGCUAACGCUACCGAAGGUCCAGUUUUUCUCUUGGUUCUUGAUAUGGAAAAUCCCAAGUCUCAAGCUACUCAAAAACAUCGUGAGUUGCGAUGAAAAUUGGGAGCUGGAUAGCGCUUCUGUGGUGCAGCUCUUUUCCACAACGAGAAACACUAGGAAUCGCGAAUGGAUAGUGCUGUUUCCUGAAGUGAACAUAUGGACCAGGUCAGACGCUGACACACAAAACACUAUGUGGCAGAAAUACUAUCUUCCCCAGCUGACCAAUGUGUUGUAUCCACGAUUUUCGGGAACAAUCAAUACUCUUUCAGCUUUGAGGAGUACUGCAUUCACCAGACUAUACGACGUGACUAUCCUCUACUCCAGGAAAACACAUGACUGGGAUGAACUUGAUGGUCCCGGAAUGGAAGGAGUUUUCAAACCACCUAGUCUGCUUGAAAUACUUUGCUCAAAGCCCUCGACUUUUAAAAUUCAUAUUCACGUCAAGGCAAGACUCACAUCCAGACUUCCUGUGAAGAGGAGGAGAAUGGAGAAAUGGAUCGAGAAAACCUGGUUCGAGAAGGAUAUCUUGCUCGAGACCAUGAAGCAAGAGAGUCUAGCAGAAACUCAGCCACUGCCAUUGCCAUAA